AUGAGCGGUUCUAAGGAAGAGUCUAUGCUCACGCAGAUCCUACAUGGAAUCUCGGAUCUGCGUCGAGAAGUUCAUCGGGUAUCGGAACGUCUGGAUGUGCUUGAGAAUGGCCAAUUCCCAACGACACCUACCGUACCUAUGUUCUCGCCGAGCAUGUCGCCAGGUCGUCGCAACAAUAGCAGCUAUGCUGCAUACCAGUCGUCGCUCAACAGCUGGAACCCUGAGCGUGCGCGUGCUGCCACUGUGGCGAUCCCCACGAUUGGGCUGCCGCCUACGAAGCUCAAGGCUACCGACCCUUCGCUGGGCCUGUGGGUCGUCGUGCCGGCUGGUGGUGCGGGUACGCGUCUCUGGCCUCUGAGUCGUGAGAGCUGCCCCAAGUUCCUGCUGGACUUGACAGGCGGUGGUCGUACGCUGAUUCAAAAUACGUGGGACCGUCUCCUGCCGUUGUCUGGUGUGGACAAGUUUAUGGUGGUCACUGGUCAAAUGCACGUUGAGGCCGUGUCGGAGCAGUUGCCACAGCUGGUGCCCGACAAUGUGUUCGCAGAGCCUUCACCGAAAGAAUCGAUGGCGGCUAUUGGUUUGGCGGCCGCUGUCCUUGUGCGUCGUGAUCCCGAGGCUGUGUUGGGCUCGUUUGCAGCGGAUCACAUUGUGUCAGGUCGUGAUGCCUUCGAGUCGUCUGUUCGCGAGGCUGUGGCCGUGGCCAAGGAGGGCUUCCUGGUCACGAUCGGUAUUGCGCCGUCGCAUCCGUCCACAGGGUUCGGUUACAUUAAGCUGGGUGAGAGCCUUGAGCUGGAGGGAGCGCCGAACGCUCACAAGGUGCUGGAGUUCAAGGAGAAGCCGGAUGCUCGUACAGCGAGUGCGUACUUGAGCACGGGUGAGUACCGCUGGAAUGGUGGUAUGUUCGUUGUCAAGGCCAAGACUCUCAUGUCGCUCAUGGAGGCCUAUGUGCCUGAGCUGUGUGCGGGUCUGAACACGAUUGCGGAUGCGUGGGACACGCCGAGCCGCUCGAUUGUGCUCAAGGAAGUGUGGCCGACGCUGCCAAAGAUUGCGAUUGACCAUGCGGUGGCUGAGCCUGCGUCCAGGGUCGGCAAAGUGGCUGUGGUCCCUGCUACCUUUGGUUGGGACGAUGUGGGUGACUUUGCAUCGCUUUCGGAUCUGAUUCCUGCGGAGAAGAACGAGGCGCGUGUCCUGGGUGACCCGUCGCUGGUCGUCACAGAAGGCCAGGUAGGUGGUAUCGUGGUACCUGCGUCGGGCCGCAAGAUUGCAUGCUUGGGUAUGGACGAUGUCGUCGUGGUCGACACUCCGGAUGCGCUUCUGAUCACCACGCGUGCGCGUAGCCAGGAUGUCAAGAAGAUCGUGGCCAAGUGCAAGAAGAUGCACCCUGAACUGUGCUAG
This is a messenger RNA of Malassezia pachydermatis, 1395 nucleotides long. Its product is annotated as mannose-1-phosphate guanylyltransferase. Bases 1 to 1395 code for a protein of 464 amino acids. The record is from RefSeq and is a predicted model, not a curated record. Lineage: Eukaryota; Fungi; Basidiomycota; Malasseziomycetes; Malasseziales; Malasseziaceae. Gene Ontology annotation, molecular function: mannose-1-phosphate guanylyltransferase (GTP) activity. Gene Ontology annotation, biological process: polysaccharide metabolic process; GDP-mannose biosynthetic process. The transcript has a single exon.